Molecule: messenger RNA, 2097 nt
Organism: Candida tropicalis MYA-3404
Lineage: Eukaryota; Fungi; Ascomycota; Pichiomycetes; Serinales; Debaryomycetaceae
Product: apyrase
Exons: 1
Coding region: 1-2097 (698 amino acids)
Biological process (GO): nucleoside diphosphate catabolic process
Cellular component (GO): membrane
Molecular function (GO): nucleoside diphosphate phosphatase activity
Source: RefSeq, a predicted model, not a curated record
AUGUCAAUUGUUAAAAGGUCUACACAGAGUGAUGACAAAUAUGGGAUAGUCAUAGAUUCUGGUUCAUCUGGUUCAAGAAUUCAAAUCUAUAAAUGGAAGGAUCAGAAACAAGAAUUGAAAUCAAAAGAUCAAGCCGUAUUACAAUCUCCACCAAAAAUUGUACAAGAGAAAGACUGGAGUAAGAAAAUCACUCCUGGUAUAUCAUCAUUCAAUACAAGGAGUAAGUUCUCAAAAAUUUGGCUGGACCAUUAUUCCGAUUUGUUGAAGUUUGCUGAAGGUAUCAUUCCGCCUGAAAAGCAUUCAGAAACUCCCGUGUUUGUCUUGAGUACAGCUGGUAUGAGACUCUUACCUGAGAAAACUCAAAAAUACAUACUUAAAGAAACUUGUUCAAGUAUCAAGAAGAAUACCAAUUUUUAUAUUCCUACCAAAGAUUGUGAUAACUUUGUUGAAAUCAUUGAUGGGUCAACAGAAGGUAUUUAUGGGUGGUUAGGGUUAAAUUACCUUAUGGGUCAGUUUAACGGAUAUGAUAGCACGCAAGAUAAAAUUCACGAGUCUAUCGGAUUUAUGGAUAUGGGAGGUGCUUCGACCCAGAUCGCAUUUGUGCCGUCAUCCAAAGACCAGAUUUCUAAACAUGCAGAUGACUUAUCUAAAGUGACAUUAAGAAAUAUAAAUGGGGAAACGCAAACUUGGGAUUUGUUUGUCGCAACUUGGUUGGGAUUCGGUGCCAAUGAAGCAAGAAAACGUUUUCUUAAUCAAUUAAUCAAUUUAUCAAUUGUUCAGGAAGAUAACUGGAACCAUGAAAUUAGUGAUCCUUGUUUACCCAAGGGUGCUCUUUUAGACUACACAUAUGAUAAAAAGAAAUACAAAAUCAAAGGUGUUGGGAACUAUGAAAUGUGUGUCAAGACAAUUUAUCCAUUGUUGAUGAAAAACAUGCCUUGUAUCGAUGAGCCAUGUCUUUUCAAUGGUAUUCAUGGGCCAAAGUUAAAUUUUGAACUGGAUAAGUUUAUUGGAAUCUCAGAAUAUUGGUAUACUGCAAAUGACAUUUUCCAAAGUGGUGGAGAGUACAACUAUAAAGCGUUUAACACGAAGGUCAAAGAAUUUUGUGAAAGUAAUUGGGAUACAAUUUUACUGAAAUCGGAACAGGGACAUUAUUCCAAUUUGGAGCCUGAAAAAUUCUUGAAAGAUGCAUGUUUUAAAGCAAGUUGGGUGAUGAAUAUUUUGCAUGAAGGGUUUGAGUUGCCACGCAUUGGAUUUGAGACCGAUGACCAGGGUGAAACUGAAAAAGAGAAGGAUAUCACGAAUGUACACGUUCCAUUUAAAUCAGCCAACUCGGUAGAUGGCGGGGAAUUAUCCUGGACAUUGGGUAAAAUUUUACUCUUUGCUUCUUCACAAAUUGAGCCAAAAGGUAAAAAAGAAGAUGCUAGGGAAAUAGGUAUCUUUCCAAGUGAAGUUUCAGGAAAGAAAUUUGUUCCUGGAGGUAUGAUCCAUUCGAAGGAUGGUAACUACUACUCAAGCGAUGAUGAGGAAGACGAUGACAAGGAUAGUGGUCUAAUGCAUGGUUUAUACUCCUUGAUAUUUAUUUUGUUGUUGUUAUUUUUCUUGUAUCAUUUUGGAAAAUCACAUUUUGGAAGAUGGACUAACAAGUUGAAGAAAUUGCAUGUUCCAAUACAAGUUAGAAAGGCUGUUAAUUCUAUUGGAUCGAAGAUUCCAGGAAUCAAACAAUACUUUGAGAGCAUUGUCAUGUACCAAGAUCUUGAAGAUCAAAAUAUUAUGUUGGAAGAAGGUGUUGCUGAUAAUUCAAAUGUCAACUUGAAUACAAUUCCCGAAUCUAAUUCUGCAUCAGCAUCGGUAUUGAGAACUCGUCUGGCUAUUGGAUUGAAUGAAGAUUUCGGCAACGAUGCUAGAGGGGUUUCAGCCCAGACAUUAGCCAACUCAAAUUUGUUUAAUCCACGAGCUACUAAUUUCUUGAAUAAGCCGUUUGUGCUUCCGAAAAAGAAUAUUUAUAACAAUCAUUUCUCAGCAAACAAUAGUCGAGAGUCAUUACCUAGAAGCUCUAGUAAUUCAUCUAUUCCAAGAGCAAAGAGUUCGUUAGAUUAG